Molecule: messenger RNA, 2064 nt
Organism: Lepus europaeus (European hare)
Lineage: Eukaryota; Metazoa; Chordata; Mammalia; Lagomorpha; Leporidae
Gene: TRIP13
Product: thyroid hormone receptor interactor 13
Exons: 13
Coding region: 36-1334 (432 amino acids)
Biological process (GO): reciprocal meiotic recombination; meiotic recombination checkpoint signaling
Cellular component (GO): nucleus; chromosome
Molecular function (GO): ATP hydrolysis activity; ATP binding
Source: RefSeq, a predicted model, not a curated record
UGAGGCGCUGGCGGCCACGCUGCGGCCGGGGCGCCAUGGACGAGGCCGUGGGCGACCUGAAGCAGGCGUUGCCCUGCGUGGCCGAAGCGCCCACGGUCCACGUGGAGGUGCACCAGCGCGGCGGCAGCACCGCGAAGAGAGAAGACAUAAAGCUGGGCGUCCGGAAGCUGCUCGGCAGACACAGCGUCGUGUUCGGGGACUACCAGUGGACUGAGUUCGAUGAUCCUUUUCUGAGCAGGAAUGUGCAGUCUGUGUCCAUCGUUGACACGGAAUUGAAGGUUAAAGACCCGCAGCCCAUUGAUUUGAGCGCGUGCACUGUUGCACUUCACGUCUUCCAGCUGAAUGAAGAUGGCCCCAGCAGUGAAAACGUGGAAGAAGAGACAGAAAACAUAGUUGCAGCCAGUCACUGGGUCCUGCCCGCAGCUGAAUUCCACGGACUCUGGGACAGCCUGGUGUACGAUGUGGAAGUGAAGUCACACCUCCUUGAUUACGUGAUGACAACCUUACUGUUCUCAGACAAGAACGUGGACAGCAACCUCAUCACCUGGAACCGCGUGGUGCUGCUGCACGGUCCUCCGGGAACUGGGAAAACAUCGCUGUGCAAAGCGUUGGCCCAGAAACUGACCAUUAGACUGUCAAGCAGGUACCGGUAUGGUCAAUUAAUUGAAAUAAACAGCCACAGUCUGUUUUCCAAGUGGUUUUCUGAAAGCGGCAAGCUGGUAACCAGGAUGUUCCAGAAGAUUCAAGAUUUGAUUGAUGACAAAGAAGCGCUGGUGUUUGUGCUGAUUGAUGAGGUGGAGAGUCUCACGGCCGCCCGCAGUGCCUGCAGGGCAGGCACCGAGCCCUCGGACGCCAUCCGCGUGGUCAACGCCGUCUUGACCCAGAUUGACCAGAUUAAAAGGCAUUCCAAUGUGGUGAUCCUGACCACUUCCAACAUCACUGAGAAGAUUGACGUGGCCUUCGUGGACAGAGCUGAUCUCAAGCAGUACAUCGGGCCCCCCUCGGCAGCAGCCAUCUUUAAAAUCUACCUCUCUUGCUUGGAAGAACUCAUGAAGUGUCAGAUCAUAUACCCGCGCCAGCAGCUGCUGACCCUGCGUGAGCUGGAGAUGAUCGGCUUCAUUGAAAACAACGUGUCAAAACUCAGCCUCCUUUUGAGUGAAAUUUCAAGGAAGAGCGAGGGCCUCAGCGGCCGGGUCCUGAGGAAGCUCCCUUUCCUGGCUCACGCGCUGUACGUGCAGGCCCCCACCGUCACCAUAGAGGGCUUCCUGCAGGCGCUGUCGCUGGCAGUGGACAAGCAGUUUGAAGAGAGGAAGAAGCUCUCAGCUGAUGUUUGACCCGGGUCCCAGCAGUGGCGUUCAUGGAGCACCACCUGUCGGGACAUGGCCUCACGGCAGCUGCCACUCACCAUCCCUGGAAACCACCUAGGCCUGCAGGCCAGCCCCCGACGAGGCCGGGCUUCCCUGGAAGAGGUGUGCGACCUUUGCGCUAUUUCCUGAUGCACGCCAGAAGACUACCAACUUGUCACUGCCGCUCUAAAGCUCAUCCCGAUUCUGUAAAGAAACCACCACGAGGUCCGCCCAUCCUGCCUGCAGCCGGCCAGACACGUCACACUACCAGGGUUGGCCUUUGUUUAAAGAGGAAGCUGAGGACGGGCGCUAUGGAAACAAAAGAAAUAUGCUGUUGCCUUCAGUAAGCCUGAAGCCAUAGCGUUUCUCAAGCCAGAACCCAGAGUUGCUUCCUGGUGGGAAGCCUGUUCCCAGGCUGCGGGACUUGAGGCAGAGGUCCCGGCGACGUGUCCUUUGUAACCAUCAGACGCGUGCUGUCUGCGGGGAGCACCGCCUCCCGUGGAGGCGCCUGCGUGCCGGUCGUCCCUCGGGACCGCUGCCAGCUCCCGUCACUGCCUGGACGUUUCUGCCCAUCUUCUCUGUUCUGGUGUUUUUCAUGCUUCAGAGAAGUUUCACAUCAGCAGAGCAUAAAAUAAAUGGGUCGGUUAUUGAUGUGUCACAAAAUACCAUGUUUUGCUUUUAUCUCAUGCUAAAAUAAAUUUAUAAUAAUGUUUUGUAC